AUUUAAUUGAAUUAAUAUUUGGUUUGAACGAAUAGCUGGCAUGUGUUGGAGUGCCCCCAAUGGCAACGGCCGGUGCACUGAUUUACUUAAGACUGGUGUGACUGAAGACGAGUGCUGUAAUGGUGCCGAUAGUACCAAUUCAGGCAUCACUUCCACCGCUUACAGCCAAGACCUGGACAGCGGAAAGUUGUUUUAUUACCGGGCAUUGAGAGGUGGAGUUCCUUGUAGUCAAUGCAAAUCCACCUGUGAAGGCAUCACAUGCGGCACUGGGAAGACAUGUGUGGUUAAGGCUGAGGGCCAACCCGUUUGCAUUUGCGCCCCUAAAUGCUCGCGAAGGAAACGAAAACUCGGACCCGUUUGCGGGAGUGACGGACAGACAUAUCGACACAUUUGUAGACUUUUGAAGCGUAAGUGUCGUAAAGAUCCCACGCUUACAGUUGAAUACUAUGGCAACUGUAAAGAGACAUGCGAUAGAGUCGGUUGCGUUCAGAGCAAGACAUGUAUAUUAGACGAUAACGCGAGGCCUCGUUGUGUGCGAUGCCAGCAGUACUGCCCGCCCGUCACUCCCAAUAGUCGUCCCGUUUGUGGUGCGAAUAGAGUCACGUAUUAUAGUUAUUGCCAUUUGCGAAGGGCUGCCUGUCUGGCCGGUCGUGCCAUUCAAGUCAUGAAUAGAAGACAGUGUCAACACAAGAGCUCAAAUGAUGAAGAAAUAGACACUAAGUCUUUGGCUAAAAGCAAAACUCCAAACAUAGCAGCUCUGGAACACCGGACCUCUUAUGACAUUAACCUUCAAUUCAAGCCCUCUUUGAUUCAACAAAACUCCAAUACUAUUAGAGAUGACUUCAAUGGUAAAGACAAGUCAUCGGAACCCACAGUGCCAUCGGCUGAAGUCAAGUCGGAUCCGACGACACCUACACUGAUAUCGCGAGCGGACAAAAGCAAAGACCAGAAAAGUGAUGAAAAAGACAUUUCCAGUAAAAGUACACCAAAUAUGACUUAA
Molecule: messenger RNA, 1000 nt
Organism: Medioppia subpectinata
Lineage: Eukaryota; Metazoa; Arthropoda; Arachnida; Sarcoptiformes; Oppiidae
Source: the annotation of a GenBank genome assembly